ACGGUGGUCAGGUGACCCGCAGCAGGCAGGCCAUUCUCGGCUUCCCCUGGCUUUGGCUCCAAUGUCGGAGGUGUUUGUGCCUGGAAGAAAUGGACUCUGGCAAUGCAAGAAUUUAAUCAUUCAGAGGUCCGAACAGUUGACUCCGUGAAUGGCGCCAAAACAGGACCCUAAACCUAAAUUUCAAGAAGGUGAAAGAGUCCUGUGCUUUCACGGGCCAUUGCUCUAUGAAGCAAAGUGUGUCAAGAUCAACGUAAAGGAUAAGCAGAUUAAAUACUUCAUUCAUUACAGCGGAUGGAACAAAAACUGGGAUGAAUGGGUUCCUGAAAGCAGAGUUCUCAAAUAUGUGGACAGCAACCUUGCCAAACAAAAAGAGCUUCAAAAGGCCAAUCAGGAUCAUUAUGUUGAGGGAAAGAUGAGGGGUUUAGCACCAAGCAAGAAGAUUGCUGCUGUGCAGCAGAAAAAUGUUGAUCUGAAAGUGAAAAAGGCAAAACAGAAGACCCCAGGGCCAGGUGAAGGUACCAGCAGCGGCGAGAUGCCCCAGGGGCCACGAAAGAAGAGGGCUCGGGUUGAUCCCACAGUGGAGAGUGAGGAGAUGUUCACCAACCGUGUGGAAGUGAAGGUGAAGAUCCCCGAGGAGUUGAAACCCUGGCUGGUGGAUGACUGGGACCUCAUUACCCGACAGAAACAGUUAUUUCAUCUGCCAGCUAAGAAGAAUGUAGAGACCAUCUUGGAGGACUAUGCAAACUACAAGAAAUCAAAAGGAAACUCAGACAAUAAGGAAUACGCUGUGAGUGAAGUGGUGGCAGGGAUCCGGGAGUACUUCAACGUCAUGCUGGGCACUCAGCUGCUUUACAAGUUUGAGAGGCCGCAGUACGCCGAGAUCCUGGCUGAACACGCGGAUGUGCCGAUGUCUCAGGUGUAUGGAGCACCGCACCUGCUGCGUCUGUUUGUUCGUAUUGGAGCCAUGCUGGCCUACACUCCCCUGGAUGAGAAGAGUCUGGCUCUGUUGCUUAGUUACCUCCAAGAUUUCCUCAAGUACCUGGUAAAGAAUUCAUCGACCCUUUUCAGUGCCAGCGACUAUGAGGUCGCACCCCCAGAGUACCACCGCAAAGCUGUGUGAGAGCUCUCAGCAAACAUCUCUCCUAUUGAGACACCUCAUCCCACUCUCCCAGACCACAACCGAAUUAUCCGUGACUACCCUUUGGAUUGCAGUCUUUGGCGAUAUUUUUCACUUGAACUGAUUUGCUUCCCCCGCCAGGGUCUCAGGAGCUCGUCACGGUUAAGAAGAAAAAAAAUUGUGAAACCUUUUUAACUGAGUCACUUUUCUUUUUUCCCCUUUUCCUUUUCAUGUCCCCUUUUUUUUUUUUUUGGAAAGGUCAUAUAAAAGCGUGGUUCUUCAUCGUCCGUUACCACAGAGCAGCUCUUCUGUGUUUUUGUGCAUUCCAGCUGAUAGAUAUUUGUUGCAUGUGGGUAUUUAUUGGUGUUUCUUCGGCCAAAUGAGGUGCAGUUUAAUGCUGGUCCUCUGUCAGCGUUUAGCAGUUAAUGUUUUUGUAUCAGUAUCUUGUGUAUUUGUAUCAGUUUGUAAAAAGAAAAAAAUAUAUAUGUUUAUACACAGUGUCCAA
This is a messenger RNA of Pelmatolapia mariae (spotted tilapia), 1622 nucleotides long. RefSeq names its product mortality factor 4-like protein 1. NCBI's taxonomy places the organism in Eukaryota, Metazoa, Chordata, Actinopteri, Cichliformes, Cichlidae. The transcript has 12 exons. Gene Ontology annotation, cellular component: NuA4 histone acetyltransferase complex; nucleus. Gene Ontology annotation, biological process: regulation of DNA-templated transcription; chromatin organization. Bases 149 to 1120 code for a protein of 323 amino acids. The record is from RefSeq and is a predicted model, not a curated record.